CCGUGCGACCCAGCCCUACAAAACCCGCCCCGGCCUAGUGGCGAGGCGAGCUUUCCAGCCGGGCUCCCAGAGCCGCGCUGCGCAGGAGACGCGGUGGCCUGAGAGCCUGCGAGUUCCCGGACUCGCCCAGGCUCUGAGCGCGCGCCCACCAUGAGCCCCCGGACGGCCCCCAGGCCGCAGGUGUUCCUGCUGCAGCUCCUGCUGGUGCUCCUGGCGGCGGCGCCCGCAGCCAGCAAGGGCUGUGUCUGUAAAGACAAAGGCCAGUGCUUCUGUGACGGGGCCAAAGGGGAGAAGGGGGAGAAAGGCUUUCCUGGACCCCCCGGUUCUCCUGGCCAGAAAGGAUUCACGGGUCCUGAAGGCUUGCCUGGACCGCAGGGACCCAAGGGCUCUCCAGGACUUCCGGGACUCAUGGGUUCCAAAGGUGCAAGGGGAAUAACUGGAUUGCCAGGAUUUUCCGGUUCUCCUGGACUUCCAGGCACCCCAGGCAAUACUGGGCCUUAUGGACUUGUCGGUGUACCAGGAUGCAAUGGUUCUAAGGGUGAGCAGGGGUUUCCAGGACUCCCAGGGACACUGGGCUACCCAGGGAUCCCGGGUGCUGCUGGUUUGAAAGGACAAAAGGGUGCUCCUGCUAAAGGAGAAGAUAUAGAACUUGAUGCAAAAGGCGACCCCGGGUUGCCAGGGGCUCCAGGACCCCAGGGUUUGCCAGGCCCUCCAGGUUUCCCUGGACCCGUUGGCCCACCUGGUCCCCCGGGAUUCUUUGGCUUUCCAGGAGCCAUGGGACCUAGAGGACCUAAGGGUCACAUGGGUGAAAGAGUGAUAGGACGAAAAGGAGAGCGGGGUGUGAAAGGGUUAACAGGACCCCCGGGACCACCAGGAACAGUUAUUGUGACCCUAACUGGCCCAGAUAACAGAACGGACCUCAAGGGGGAAAAGGGAGACAAGGGAGCAAUGGGUGAGCCUGGACCUCCUGGACCCUCAGGACUGCCUGGAGAAUCAUAUGGAUCUGAAAAGGGUGCUCCUGGAGACCCUGGCCCGCAGGGAAAACCCGGAAAAGACGGUGUUCCUGGCUUCCCUGGAAAUGAGGGAGUCAAGGGUAACAGGGGUUUCCCCGGAUUAACGGGUGAAGAUGGCAUUAAGGGACAGAAGGGGGACAUUGGCUCUCCAGGAUUUCGUGGUCCAAUAGAAUAUUAUGACACAUACCAGGAAAAGGGAGAUGAAGGCAUUCCAGGCCCACCAGGGCCCAAAGGAACUCGUGGCCCACAAGGUCCCAGUGGUCCCCCCGGAGUUCCUGGAAGUCCUGGAUCAUCAAGGCCUGGCCUCAGAGGAGCCCCUGGAUGGCCAGGCUUGAAAGGAACUAAAGGGGAACGAGGCCACCCAGGAAAGGAUGCCCUGGGGACUCCUGGGUCCCCAGGUUGUCCUGGUUCACCAGGCCUUCCAGGAUCACCGGGACCUCCAGGACCACCAGGUGACAUCGUUUUUCGCAAGGGUCCACCUGGAGAUCGCGGACUGCCAGGCUAUCUAGGGUCUCCAGGAAUCCCAGGAGUUGAUGGGCCCAAAGGAGAACCAGGCCUCCUGUGUACACGGUGCCCUUAUAUCCCAGGGCCUCCCGGUCUCCCAGGAUUGCCAGGGUUAUAUGGUGUAAAAGGAAUCCCAGGAAGACAAGGUGCAGCUGGCUUGAAAGGAAGCCCAGGGUCCCCAGGAAAUGCAGGUCUUCCAGGAUUUCCAGGUUUCCCAGGUGCCCAGGGUGACCCAGGACUUAAAGGAGAAAAAGGUGAAACACAUCAGCCUGAGGGGCAAGUGGGUGCCCCAGGGGACCCGGGGCUCAGAGGCCAACCUGGGAGAAAGGGCUUGGAUGGAAUUCCUGGAACUCCGGGAGUGAAAGGAUUACCAGGACCUAAAGGCGAACUGGCUCUGAGUGGUGAGAAGGGGGACCAAGGUCCUCCAGGGGAUCCUGGCUCCCCUGGGUCCCCAGGACCUGCAGGACCAGCUGGACCACCUGGCUACGGACCCCAAGGAGAACCUGGUCCUCAGGGCACGCAAGGAGUUCCUGGAGCCCCUGGACCACCCGGAGAAGCCGGCCCUAGGGGAGAACUCAGUGUUUCAACACCAGUUCCAGGCCCACCAGGACCUCCAGGGCCCCCUGGCCAUCCUGGCCUCCAAGGUCCACCUGGUAUCCCUGGAUCCAUGGGGAAAUGUGGAGAUCCUGGUCUUCCAGGGCCUGAUGGUGAACCAGGAAUUCCAGGAAUUGGAUUUCCUGGGCCUCCUGGACCUAAGGGAGACCAAGGUUUUCCAGGUACAAAAGGAUCACUAGGUUGUCCUGGAAAAAUGGGAGAGCCUGGGUUACCUGGAAAGCCAGGCCUCCCAGGAGCCAAGGGAGAACCAGCAGUAGCCAUGCCUGGAGGACCAGGAACACCAGGUUUUCCAGGAGAAAGAGGCAAUUCUGGGGAACAUGGAGAAAUUGGACUCCCUGGACUUCCAGGUCUCCCUGGAACUCCAGGAAAUGAAGGGCUUGAUGGACCACGAGGAGAUCCAGGGCAGCCUGGACCACCUGGAGAACAAGGACCCCCAGGAAGGUGCAUAGAGGGUCCCAGGGGAGCCCAAGGACUUCCAGGCUUAAAUGGAUUGAAAGGGCAACAAGGCAGAAGAGGUAAAACGGGGCCAAAGGGAGACCCAGGAAUUCCAGGCUUGGAUAGAUCAGGAUUUCCUGGAGAAACUGGAUCACCAGGAAUGCCAGGUCAUCAAGGCGAGAUGGGACCACCGGGUCAAAAAGGAUAUCCAGGAAAUCCGGGAAUUUUAGGGCCACCAGGUGAAGAUGGAGUGGUUGGGAUGAUGGGCUUUCCUGGAGCCAUUGGCCCUCUGGGGCCCCCUGGGAACCCAGGCACGCCAGGGCACAGGGGGAGCCCUGGAAUUCCAGGAGUAAAGGGCCGGAGAGGAACCCCAGGAGCCAAGGGAGAACAAGGGGAUAAAGGAAAUCCCGGGCCUUCUCAGAUAUCCCACGUAAUAGGGGACAAAGGAGAACCAGGUCUCAAAGGAUUCGCAGGAAAUCCAGGUGAGAAAGGAAACAGAGGUGUUCCAGGGAUGCCAGGUUUAAAAGGCCUCAAAGGACUACCUGGACCAGCAGGACCACCAGGCCCCAGAGGAGAUUUGGGCAGCAUUGGGAAUCCUGGAGAACCAGGACUACGUGGUAUACCAGGAAGCAUGGGGAACAUGGGCAUGCCAGGUUCUAAAGGAAAAAGGGGAACUUUGGGAUUCCCAGGUCGAGGAGGAAGACCAGGCCUCCCAGGUAUUCACGGUCUCCAGGGAGAUAAGGGAGAGCCAGGUUAUUCAGAAGGUACAAGGCCAGGACGACCGGGACCAACGGGGGAUCCAGGACUACCGGGUGAUAUGGGAAAGAAAGGAGAAAUGGGGCAACCUGGCCCACCUGGACAUUUGGGGCCUGCUGGACCUGAGGGAGCCCCUGGAAGUCCUGGAAGUCCUGGCCUCCCAGGAAAUCCAGGUCCUCAUGGUGAUUUGGGUUUUAAAGGAAUCAAAGGCUUCCUGGGCCCUCCAGGAAUCAAAGGCCCUCCAGGUCUUCCAGGAUUCCCAGGAUCUCCUGGACCAAUGGGUAUAAGAGGUGACCAAGGACGUGAUGGAAUUCCUGGUCCAGCCGGAGAAAAGGGAGAAACGGGUUUAUUGAGGGCCCCUCCAGGCCCAAGAGGGAACCCUGGUGCUCAAGGAGCUAAAGGAGACAGGGGAGCCCCAGGUUUUCCUGGCCUCCCGGGCAGAAAAGGGGCCAAGGGAGAUGCUGGGCCUCAAGGGCCCACAGGCAUAGAAGGAUUCCCAGGGCCACCAGGUCUGCCCGGUGCAAUUAUCCCCGGCCAGAAAGGAAAUCACGGUCCACGAGGCUCAAGAGGAAGCCCAGGUGAGCCUGGUGCCCCUGGACCUCCAGGGAGUCAUGUAAUAGGCAUAAAAGGAGACAAAGGGUCUAUGGGCCACCCUGGCCCGCAAGGUCCACCUGGAACUAUAGGAGACAUGGGACCACCAGGUCAUCUGGGAGCACCAGGUACUCCAGGUCUUCCAGGACUCAGAGGUGAUCCUGGAUUCCACGGGUUUCCAGGCGUGAAAGGAGAAAAGGGUAAUCCUGGAUUUCUAGGAUCCACUGGACCUCCAGGACCAAUUGGGCCAAAAGGACCACCUGGUGUAUGUGGAGACCCUGGCACACUUCAGAUUAUCUCCCUUCCAGGAAGCCCAGGGCCACCUGGCACACCUGGAGAACCAGGGAUGCAGGGAGAACCUGGGCCACCAGGGCCACCUGGAAACCUAGGACCCUGUGGGCCAAGAGGUAAGCCAGGCAAGGAUGGAAAACCAGGAACUCCUGGACCAGCUGGAGAAAAAGGCAACAAAGGUUCUAAAGGAGAGCCAGGACCACCUGGAUCAGAUGGAUUGCCAGGUUUGAAAGGAAAACGUGGAGACAGUGGAUCACCUGCAACCUGGACAACGAGAGGCUUUGUCUUCACCCGACACAGUCAAACCACAGCAAUUCCUUCAUGUCCAGAGGGGACAGUGCCACUCUACAGUGGCUUUUCUUUUCUUUUUGUACAAGGAAAUCAACGAGCCCACGGACAAGACCUUGGAACUCUUGGCAGCUGCCUGCAGCGAUUUACCACAAUGCCAUUCUUAUUCUGCAAUGUCAAUGAUGUAUGUAAUUUCGCAUCUCGAAAUGAUUAUUCAUACUGGCUGUCAACACCAGCUCUGAUGCCAAUGAACAUGGCUCCCAUUACUGGCAGGGCCAUUGAGCCUUAUAUAAGCAGAUGCACUGUUUGUGAGGGUCCUGCGAUCGCCAUAGCCGUUCACAGCCAAACCACUGACAUUCCUCCAUGUCCUCAUGGCUGGAUUUCUCUCUGGAAAGGAUUUUCAUUCAUCAUGUUCACAAGUGCAGGUUCUGAGGGCACCGGGCAAGCACUGGCCUCCCCUGGCUCCUGCCUGGAAGAAUUCCGAGCCAGCCCAUUUCUAGAAUGUCAUGGAAGAGGAACGUGCAACUACUAUUCAAAUUCCUACAGUUUCUGGCUGGCUUCAUUAAACCCAGAAAGAAUGUUCAGAAAGCCUAUUCCAUCAACUGUGAAAGCUGGGGAAUUAGAAAAAAUAAUAAGUCGCUGUCAGGUGUGCAUGAAGAAAAGACACUGAAGCUAAAAAUGACAGCAGAACUGCUAUUUUUCAUCCUAAAGAACAAAGUAAUGACAGAACGUGCUUUUAUUUAGGUAUUUUUCUUUAACCAAACAAUAUUGGUCCAUGAUGACUUAGUACAAAGUUUCAAUUUGUUUCCCCACAAAACAAAGCAGUUCUUUCAAGUCAGUUCUGUGAUCUGGUUCUCUAAUCUGUGCUGUUUCAAAGUUCUCUGUGGCAAAGCAGCAACUAUUCACAAAAUAUCACCAAAAACCUAUCCACUUACAUCCAAGACACUGUCACUACGGUGAUUGUAUGAAGUUUGAAUGCUACAAGUUAUGAAAUAUUUGGCCCGCUGGACUCCCACAUUUGUCUUCUUCCUGUCUUUAAGAUUCAGGGAGGCUAAAUCAGUGUUUGAUUGCCCCACCACCGCUUCCUGAAACUUCAGACCCUGGGUAGGGGAAGAGAAGGGGGCAUGUGGUAUCCUGGAGCAUUGUGUAUAGAACUGGACUUUCAGACCUGCUGAGGACCGUAAGGUCUGACGGAACACAGAACUGGACUGAGGUUCAUGGAUUUUCCAGGACUGUUUCAAACAUGCCCACUGCUAAGGGCAAAAGGGGGAUUCCCUAAUGGAACCAUAAUACCCUUGGAAAUACUGUAUGGUUUUGUUUUGUUGGUUUUUAAAGAUUUUUUUGUUUGUUUAUUGAAUUCAUUUCACUGUAGCUCUAAAGUCUGCUUUUAUUCAAAGCAUAUAAAACUUUCCCCCUUAGUGAAUUAGUUUUAAAAUGAUAUUGUUAUAUACAUACUAUGAAAUAUGUCUAACUUUAACUUCUCUUUUACCAGCAUACCCACACAAAUAACAAGAAUACUACUUAUGAAAUGUGCACUUUAUCCUCAUUCCAUAAAUGUUGGUGCAUACCUUAUGU
Symphalangus syndactylus (siamang) is the source of this 6068-nucleotide messenger RNA. RefSeq names its product collagen type IV alpha 3 chain (gene COL4A3). Gene Ontology annotation, cellular component: collagen trimer. Lineage: Eukaryota; Metazoa; Chordata; Mammalia; Primates; Hylobatidae. The record is from RefSeq and is a predicted model, not a curated record. Gene Ontology annotation, molecular function: extracellular matrix structural constituent.